ACGUGCACCUACAGUCAUACUGACCUACACCUACAGUCAUACUGUCCUACAUACUGAAGUACAGUUACAUUACCGUACAACUACAGUUAUCCUGACCUACAGAGAUGAUCCUAACCUCAGCACUGUAUCUGUGUCUUGUCACAGGUUUUGAACAUGAACCCUCGUUACAUCCUUUACAUCCACCUGGUCAUCAACGACAUCAUUCUCCUGAUCAUGUUCACCCUCAUCCAGGUCCUGAGUUACAUCGUCUUCACCCUCAACGUCUCCCUCUGCAUCGUUAUGAUUCUGAUUGGAGUGACUGCGAGCACCAACAACCCUCUAACACUCGCUGUCAUGUCGUUGGAGUGUUACGUCGCUGUGUGCUUUCCCUUACGCCACACACAAAUCGCCACGGUCAGGAGAGUCCACAUAGCCAUCGGCAUCAUAUGGCUGCUGAGUUCACUUAUAACAUUACCUGAAUUAUUUCUUGCCCUUGCCACAGAAUCUAAAGAUUUUUUUCAUUCCAGAGUUUUCUGCCUCCCAAGCGCUGUUUUCAGACAUCCACAUUUUAAUGAGAAAAAAAAAAUUCUGAACCAAGUGUUCCUGGUCCUGGUCUGGCUUACUCUGUUCUACACCUACUUCAAGAUCCUAAGUGCUGCUAAAGCUGCGGCUCAUGAUGCUAAAAAAGCUCGGAACACCGUACUUCUGCACGGCUUCCAGCUGCUACUGUGUAUGCUCAGCUACGUUUAUGACCUGAUCAUCAGUGGUCUGUUGUUGCUGUUUCCAAAUGCAAUCCGAGCCAUUCGAUUUGCUGUCACCAUCUUGGUUCACGUUCUUCCUCGACUCAUCAGUCCAGUUGUUUAUGGGCUGCGAGACAAGGUUUUUAGGAAACAUUUGAAAAUGAAUCUGUCCUGUAAAAGAAAUGCUUGAAUUAACUAACAAAAUGGCUGCUAAGUUUAUAUUAGCUCAAAUGCUAACAUUUGCUAAGCCCUUUGACCUCUACCUUGAAGAGCCCAUCUGGGCCCUGAGGGUAAUGUGGGCACAAUAAUGGUAACAUGGGUGGGAUCAGAAACUAGGCCUGACUCAGAACCCAGUAGACGCCCAGGAAAAGUGAUCUGAUUCUUGAUUUACUUGAGGGUCUCCAGUGCCACCCUUGUUCUGUUCUCUGACCUAGAACCUUGUUGCCAUGUUUAAGACAUUUUGUUUUGGCUGCUCUUUUUUGUAGAAUAUAAAGCUAACCUCAUGGCGAAUUUUUAGCUAUUGUUGCCAUCUGUCGGCUAGCUUUUAAGAAUUUUCAGAUAAUUAAAAUAAAACUAUGUUUGAGGGGAUGUGCAUUUGCUCAAAUGUUUGUCUUGCUUUUAAUCGUGAUUGCGUAGUUCGUUUGGCUGAUUUAACUUUUGUGUAUGACUUGUGACUCUAUUCUUUUAACAGUUUAACCUUUGAAGAAAAAAAAAAACCAUACUCACACUGUAAUAACGUGACUUUGCUACCCUUGUCGACCAACAGUUCAUACCCACACAC
Messenger RNA from Cynoglossus semilaevis (tongue sole), 1500 nucleotides. Its product is annotated as mu-type opioid receptor-like. The transcript has a single exon. Bases 154 to 909 code for a protein of 251 amino acids. The record is from RefSeq and is a predicted model, not a curated record. Gene Ontology annotation, molecular function: G protein-coupled receptor activity; olfactory receptor activity; odorant binding. Gene Ontology annotation, cellular component: membrane. NCBI's taxonomy places the organism in Eukaryota, Metazoa, Chordata, Actinopteri, Pleuronectiformes, Cynoglossidae. Gene Ontology annotation, biological process: detection of chemical stimulus involved in sensory perception of smell; G protein-coupled receptor signaling pathway.